CAUAUUUUCGCGGCUACAAACGCCACUGUAUAUUUUCUACGAUGCAUUCUAUUGCAGCGAUAUUUUCCUAUCUACAUUGACCAAUACAUAUGGCUGUCAACGAAAUUGUUUUAAGUAAUCUUAACAAAGCUAUACCAAGCUUAACAGUAUUAUCUGAUUCUACACACGUUCAGGCAAAUCAGAGUUUUUUUUAUUGCCUUUUAACACAUUUUUUCAAAUACAUUUUCGUACACAUAUCUUUAAAUAGUAGUGCAUUCAUUACGUCUGUGCCUACAGUGUGUAAGCAAUUGGUGAUCACAUUAAAUCAUCAGAAGCAAUUGUCAAUCUGAUCUCAUCAGACACAAGAUUCAUCAUUAUGUGCGCGAAAAUGGCUUUUCAGCAUCAAGCUGGCACCGCUAUGGAAUGCUUAAGUAUACCAAUUAUAUUAGUCAAAGAAACGGAUGUUAAUGAAAAUGGGGAAGAAGUGAUGAAGUGUGGCUUCAAAAUUGGAGGUGGUAUUGAUCAAGAUUUUAGAAAAAGUCCUCAGGGUUAUACAGAUAAUGGUAUAUACGUAACUGAAGUACACGAAGGAUCACCAGCAGCAAAGAGCGGGCUUCGUAUGCAUGAUAAAAUUUUACAAUGUAAUGGGUAUGAUUUUACCAUGGUAACGCAUAAGAAAGCAGUGUCAUAUAUUAGAAAGCAUCCAGUAUUAAAUCUAUUAGUAGCACGUAAAGGAGUAACAAGUACUUAAAUAUCAAAUAAGAGAUAUGUUUGGUCUAAGAAAAAUAUUUAUUUUGCUCUAUACAAUAACAAAGUCAAUUUAUUGGAGCUACAUGUCUGCCAAAUAUCAUAUUAGAUUAUGACCAUUAGUAAGAUAUCUUUAAAUUAGUUUUCACAAAAUGACUAAAUACUUGGUACUUUACUUUCUACUUUAUAAAUGUUAUAUCUAAUAAUUAUUUACUAUUCCAAUUAAAAUAAGAGCAUAAAUGUUAAUUGAUGGAUAUCCAUUGAUUGUUAUAAUUAUAUUGCAGGCAUAAUAUCUGUUUCUAAUUGCAAUAAGAAUCAAGCAUUAGAACGAUAG
This is a messenger RNA of Heterotrigona itama, 1060 nucleotides long. The record is from the annotation of a GenBank genome assembly. Lineage: Eukaryota; Metazoa; Arthropoda; Insecta; Hymenoptera; Apidae.